This is a messenger RNA of Penicillium verrucosum, 252 nucleotides long. Its product is annotated as FeoB-associated Cys-rich membrane protein. The transcript has a single exon. Lineage: Eukaryota; Fungi; Ascomycota; Eurotiomycetes; Eurotiales; Aspergillaceae. The record is from RefSeq and is a predicted model, not a curated record. Bases 1 to 252 code for a protein of 83 amino acids.
AUGGGCCUUGUAAAGCUUCUGCUCAAAGUGAUCCUCAUUCCAAUCGUUGUCCUUAUUGUCAUUGCUGUUGCUAUCGUCCUUCUCAUCAAAAUGCGUCGUGAUCGCAAAAAGAAAGAAAGGGAACUGGAGAAAUCUUUCCAACCGCCCCCUAUACAGCAAUGGGUACCGUACACCCCGGUCCAGCAACCAGCUCCAGCAUAUGCCAAAACACCAAGGGCGAUGGAGCAAGGGAUUGGACAGGGGCAGCCUUAG